Octodon degus (degu) is the source of this 1612-nucleotide messenger RNA. RefSeq names its product LSM family member 14B (gene Lsm14b). The record is from RefSeq and is a predicted model, not a curated record. The transcript is spliced from 10 exons. The coding region runs from base 234 to 1508 and encodes 424 amino acids. Gene Ontology annotation, molecular function: mRNA binding. NCBI's taxonomy places the organism in Eukaryota, Metazoa, Chordata, Mammalia, Rodentia, Octodontidae.
UGGCGGCCUUAGGCCCCGGAUGUGGCUGCGGCGCUGCUCCUCCCCGAUUCUCUCUGCCGGGCCGCGCGCCCCCGCUGCACUCCCUCGCUCGCAGCCCGAAGGCCCCUCGGGCGCGUCGGGAGGCGCCCGGGCGGCGCGGAGCGGUGCAGGAGCGGGUGUCCCGGAAGCCGCGCGGUGGCGGAGCGGGCGGGGCCCGGCGCUCGUCCCCGGCCCGGCGCGCCCCGGCCGCCGCCAUGAGCGGCUCCUCGGGUACCCCGUAUCUGGGCAGCAAGAUCAGCCUCAUUUCCAAGGCGCAGAUCCGCUACGAAGGCAUCCUCUACACCAUCGACACCGACAACUCCACCGUGGCGCUCGCCAAAGUGAGGUCCUUUGGUACUGAAGACCGUCCCACAGAUAGGCCUGCUCCCCCAAGAGAGGAGAUUUAUGAGUACAUCAUCUUUCGGGGAAGUGAUAUCAAAGAUAUUACCGUAUGUGAACCUCCAAAAGCUCAGCACACACUCCCUCAGGACCCUGCUAUCGUUCAGUCUUCCUUGGGCUCUGCCUCUGCCUCGCCCUUCCAGCCUCACGUGCCUUAUAGCCCCUUCAGAGGGAUGCCGCCCUACGGCCAGCUGGCCGCCAGCUCCCUGCUCAGCCAGCAGUAUGCCGCCUCCUUAGGUCUCGAGAAGUUGGUAAGCCCUCCAGCCUCAGCCGCUGCUUCCAGUCCUAGUUCUUCUCCAUCUCCACAGCCUGUUUCAGAGCUUGACAUGUCCUCAGAGCCACCUCAGCUCACUUCCAAGGGAGCUGGUUUUCCAUCUGUCCCAGUUGGCAAGAGCCCCAUGGUGGAACAGGCUGUCCAGACUGGUUCUGUUGAUAACCUGAAUGCCAAAAAGCUGUUACCUGGCAAGGGCACCUCAGGGACACAGCUCAGCGGUCGCCAGGCCCAGCCGAGCAGCAAGACCACUGGUGAUGUAGUCCAGCCAACAGCUGUGCACACUCAAGGGCAGGUGAAUGAUGAGAACAGAAGACCUCAGAGGAGGCGGUCAGGGAACCGGCGAACAAGAAAUCGCUCCAGAGGGCAAAACCGUCCUACUAAUGUCAAGGAAAACACAAUCAAGUUUGAAGGAGAUUUUGAUUUUGAGAGUGCAAAUGCCCAGUUCAACAGAGAGGAGCUUGACAAAGAAUUUAAGAAGAAACUAAAUUUUAAAGAGGACAAGGCUGAGAAGGGGGAAGAGAAGGACCAGGCUGUGGUCACGCAGAGUGAUGAAACUCCUGCUGAGGAGGACCUUCUGGGUCCCAACUGCUACUACGACAAAUCCAAGUCGUUCUUUGACAACAUCUCUUCUGAGCUCAAGACCAGUUCUAGACGAACAACAUGGGCCGAAGAGAGGAAGCUGAAUACAGAGACCUUUGGGGUAUCAGGGAGGUUCCUCCGCGGCCGCACCUCCCGCGGUGGAUUCCGAGGAGGCAGGGGCAACGGGACCACUCGCCGCAACCCAACCUCCCACAGAGCGGGGACUGGCAGGGUAUAAGGACGCAGCCUCCUGCGUUCCUGCCGAAGAGGUACAGGUGGUGCUGCACAUAAAAGGACACAGGAAACAAUGCAUACGGGGGAAGUGGGUCCCAAAUUCCCAUA